AUGCUGGGCCAACUCGUGGGAUCCGCCAUGCUUUUGGCCGCUACUGCGAUCUUCCUCUACUACACGGCGUGGACACUACUUAUGCCAUUCGUCGACCCUGGCCACCCCCUCCAUGCCUUCUUCCUUCCUCGCGUAUGGGCAAUCCGCAUCCCCGUGUUUUUGACGCUCCUGGGCUCGGCCGUGGUUGGUACGUUCAUUGGAAUUGUGAUGAUCAACAGCAACAAGAAGAAGGCGGCCAAGGCCAAGGCUGCUGCCGCGAAGAAGAAGACCUGA
Messenger RNA from Aspergillus puulaauensis, 273 nucleotides. RefSeq names its product dolichol phosphate-mannose biosynthesis regulatory protein. NCBI's taxonomy places the organism in Eukaryota, Fungi, Ascomycota, Eurotiomycetes, Eurotiales, Aspergillaceae. Gene Ontology annotation, molecular function: enzyme regulator activity. Gene Ontology annotation, cellular component: endoplasmic reticulum membrane; dolichol-phosphate-mannose synthase complex. The transcript has 3 exons. The record is from RefSeq and is a predicted model, not a curated record. Bases 1 to 273 code for a protein of 90 amino acids. Gene Ontology annotation, biological process: GPI anchor biosynthetic process.